This is a messenger RNA of Dentiscutata erythropus, 550 nucleotides long. The record is from the annotation of a GenBank genome assembly. NCBI's taxonomy places the organism in Eukaryota, Fungi, Glomeromycota, Glomeromycetes, Diversisporales, Gigasporaceae.
AAUAAAUAUUAGAGAGAAUGAAUUCACUAGAGUGAUUCGAGAUGAGCAAGAAGAUUGGGUUAAAAGAAUGCAAUUGCCACCAAAUACUGCGAUGAAUGAGGCAUUAUUAGAAAAUGUUUUAGUGAUGAUUGUUUGUAUUCUUACCAAAGUUCCUGUGUUUAUUAUCGGUGCUCCUGGGUCAUCAAAAUCUUUAGCGAUUAAACUUGUAGGACAAAGCCUUCGUGGAUCUGAUUCAAAUGAUAGAUAUUUCCGAAAACUUCCUCAGGUAUACCUUAUUUCCUACCAAGGGUCGUCAUCUUCAACUUCGGACGGUAUCAUUAAAGUUUUUGACAAAGCUAUUAAAUACCAAGAAACCAGUUCAAAAGAAUUUUCUGUGAUCAGUGUUGUUCUUCUUGAUGAAGUCGGAUUGGCUGAAACUAGUCCACACAAUCCACUUAAAGUACUUCAUGCAUUACUUGAACCAAAUUAUCCGUCAGAUGGGCCAGCAGUUUCCGUCGUUGGUAUUAGCAAUUGGAGAUUAGAUAAUAGUAAAAGCAGCAGAGCUUUAUUA